AUGAGACUCAAUAUAGGCUCCAGCCUAGUCUUCUUCCUCGCGACCACGCAGGCGGUCGGAGCGUUCAACUGGCUCAGCAAAGCAGCUUACAACAAAUGGCACGAAACUGAAUUGGAACGAUGGCUCUCCGAUCAUGACAUCCCUUAUCCCACCCCGGCCGACCGAAAAGAUCUCGAAAACUUGGUUAAGUCCAACUGGGACUCCAAAGUUCAGAAGCCUCUGGGACAUGCAGCCGAUAAUAGCGCUGACCAGUGGCAUCAUGCCAAAGAAUGGAUUUUUGAUACUUGGUCAGACUCUCAUCUCAAGGCAUUCCUUGAUCGCCAUGGCGUUCCUGUUCCUCAACCUCGCAAGCGUGACGUGCUCCUGAAGGCUGCUCGUGAAAACUACGAGGCCAUCGCCAAAAAAGUUGGCGAGACUGCGCACUACCCCGGUAACUGGCUUUACGAGCACUGGACUGAGUCCGAUCUGAAGGAGUGGCUGGAUGAGCGUGGUUGGCCUGUGCCUCAGCCAACAACCAGGGACAAGCUUAUCGCAACUGUUCGUCGCAAUGCCAGACUAGCCAGUCUGCAGGCGCGCAGCAUCGCGGCCUCCGCCACCAAAUCAGCCGAAGCUGCGCAGUCGAGCUUGAGUGAGGCAUUGUUCAAUGCUUGGUCCGACUCCGACUUGAAGAAGUUCCUUGAUGAGCACAACGUCAAGGUGCCCCAGGGCUCGAAGCGUAAUGAGCUUAUUGCUUUAGCCAGAAAGCACCGUGCCUCUCUUGUGAGUCAGGCCUCCGUUGCUUCCAAGACCGCUUCCGAGUCCGCGACAAGCUUGAUCGGCGCUGCUACGUCCAAGGCUGGCAACCAAUACACCCGCGCAACCGAUCAAGCCAAUUUGAAGGCCCAGGAUGCGUUCGAUGCGGCUGUUGAGACAUGGUCAGACUCUCGUCUGAAGGCCUACUUGGAUGCACGCGGAGUUCCUGUUCCUCAGUCGAGCAAGCGCGACGAGCUUCUUGCCAAGGUCAGACUGAACAAGCACAAGGCCGCAACCGGAUGGACUGCCUGGACCUUUGACACCUGGAACACUGACCAGUUGAAGAAAUACCUGUCUUCCAUGAACGCCAAGGCUGCUCACCGCGCGGACAUCACCCGCGAUGAGCUCAUGAAGCAGGCUCAGGAGGCAUACGCCAAAGCCUCCAAGGCUGGAGGAGCAAACCUGGCAUCUGCCACCUCUUACAUGGCUCAAGCCACUGCCGCAGCCAAGGACACGACGUUUGACACCUGGUCCCGCUCCGAGCUCAAGGCAUAUCUUGAUUCCUAUGGCAUUCCCACCUACCAAGGUUCUAGUGUCAACGAGCUGCGCGCCGCAGCCAGACGUCAUGCCCAAUACUUCCGAUACGGAACCACUAGCCCACAGGGUAUCCUUUACUCCAAGCUUCAGGAAUGGUCCCAAUGGGCGAUGGACCAGCUGAAGAUUGGAGCCUCGAGUGGCCGAGCUCAAGGCCAGGAGGCCGCCGAGAAGGCGAAGGCGAAGGCUUCAGAGGGCGCCGAGAAGAUCCGCUCGGAACUCUAG
Molecule: messenger RNA, 1551 nt
Organism: Aspergillus udagawae
Lineage: Eukaryota; Fungi; Ascomycota; Eurotiomycetes; Eurotiales; Aspergillaceae
Gene: ish1
Product: double-strand break repair enhancer MSC1
Exons: 5
Coding region: 1-1551 (516 amino acids)
Source: RefSeq, a predicted model, not a curated record